This is a messenger RNA of Letharia columbiana, 1410 nucleotides long. RefSeq lists its product as uncharacterized. The transcript has a single exon. Bases 1 to 1410 code for a protein of 469 amino acids. The record is from RefSeq and is a predicted model, not a curated record. Lineage: Eukaryota; Fungi; Ascomycota; Lecanoromycetes; Lecanorales; Parmeliaceae.
AUGGCAGACGUGGGAAGCACUGGCAUCACAUUCGUUCCGGAUAGUCAGAACUCCCAAUUCCCAUCCACUCCAACUCAACGUGGGCCUUACGUUCCGACUUCUGGCAUGGGUAUUGGAGAGGACGGAGAGCCCAGUUUGCCGUCAACGCCUUCACAGUUAGGUCUAGAGCCCCCUCGGGAGAGACCAAAAGGUCUGCUUUUCAGUAGCCCGAGCAGGAGAUCAAAGAGAAAAGGACGAUCCAGCGCAAAGUCUUCACCAUUGAGAACCCCCAAUGUUCCUCCAGAGCAACCAACUCAGACACAGAAGUCCUCAACUGCCAACCUAGGACCUCGACGCUAUAUAGCGAACACUCCUAAGCCACCUCUUCCGCUGGAAGAAGCCCGUUUGGUAGAAAUGCAGAGUAAGCUGAGUGAAGUGGAAAAGCAGCUCCAGAACAUCGAGGAUAAGGUACUGCGGCAAUUACUGGUAUCCUCGUGGCAGCCGGGAAAAAGCAAGGAAGGGAAAUACAUGGCGAAGCAAAAGGAGGAAGUCACACGGCGAAGCACAAAGAUUUUCCAGUUGCGGGACGAGAUUCUACAGAUUCAAGCUACGCAGGGUAUUGACCAUAGUCAGACGAGACCGGAAGGGAUCGAUCGGAAAGCAGCCUCUACGAAGCCAUCCUCCCUCACACAGCGUCUUGCAAGGUAUCUCCCAUUCUCAACAAAAUCUCGUCCACCAGAGCCGAGGCCUCCUUCCCCCAAAGGUACGGACGUGGACCAGGUUCUGGAUUUGGACAUACUGCAACCCACGGUUGUACCCUUUACGAUCACCACCUCCAACAAGUUACUGCUCCCUCCCACAGUGGAUAAUGAUCUCCUGCAGCGACAAGACAUAACCAUGUCAAUGGCGCAGCAGUUACUGAUAUGCGAUCUACAACUCACUGCGAAUAUUACCACCCAGCAAAUCUCACACUUAGAUAUUCAAGCGCUAAGCUCAUGGGCUGAGCCAGAACUAGGCUCGUGGCUGCGACAACCUUGUGAGAAAAUGGAGCUGGCGGCUUUGGGAAGGGCAUUUGGACGUUAUUGGGAGGUUGCAAAACUUCGAGGUAAAUGCUGGAUCAGCUGCAAGCAGGACUUUAGAGACCUUGUUACAAAUGCUCCCGAGUCUAAUAGUCCGCUCUUUUUUCUCGGCGUGCAGGACCUUAUCUUCGCUCGGAGCAACGUCCAGCUCAAAGUGACCUGGCGCAUUUCGCUUAGUGACCAAGGCGAAGUGGAGAGCCACAGCUCUGCGUAUCCCAGAUUUCCGGCUGCUUGGCAGCAAGAGGCAAACAGUGAGCUUACAAGAAUAGGCGACGCUUUUAUAAUGUUGGUGGAGGACAGAGGGAUCCCUGAAGCGAUUGGAAUGAUUUGUAAGGUAGUCUUCCCUACAUGA